GUUUUCAGUUGCGUUCUUUCUUUCGGUUUAAUUAGACGUUUCAUUUGUGUUUGCUACAUUCGUUCGCACGUCCGCAUGUUCUUAAUAUACAUACAUAUAUACACAUAAAUGUAGAGAUAUGUAGUAGCAAUCGCAUUUAUACAACACACUAUAUAAAAUCGUAUAUACGCCGCGUUUUACUGUAUAUUUUUAUUGUGUUUUUGAUUCGAAUACAUUGUCCGCGUAUCACAUUAAAGUAGAAUUUUGCAAAAUUUCUUAUGAUUUCGUGUCGGUCGCGUGUUUUUAUUAUUGUUCCUGCAAAUGUCUUUGUUUUUAUGAUUGCCCAAAAAUUUUAUUGCUUGGCAAUUUUGAAUUUCAUCUGCUGAAUGAUGCCGCUGGCUGGCGGGCUAAAAGUGCGCCUAGAGUCGCUCAAAUCACACCAAUUAAUAUACUAUGUAUGAAUGAAACGUGUAAAAAGCGCGUGAAAAGUGUUGAAAAAUAUUAUGAAAAAAGUGAAAAACAAAAGUUUGUGAACCAAAAAAAAAUUCGAAAAAUAAAGUUUUAUAAAAAUAGUAAUAGUGGCUGGACUCAGCGUCGCACAAGUGAAACAGAAAUUUCGUAAAUACAUAUACACGUGUGUGCAUAUGUUUAUGUGUAAGUUGGUGUAAAGAAAAUAUAAAAAUUAAUUCCGCUUUUAAAUUAUCAGCGGAAAGAAAAGGGUUUGUCAGCGUGACGUCUUUUUGUUUAGAUAACAGCGCGCUUAUCAGCACAAACCGGAAUGGACGUCGAUAACAUGGAUAAAUAAACGCUACCAAUGUGAUUAGGCAAAUUCAAACCAAAGAAGACUGAACAAAAAAUAAAUCAAAAAAAGAUAAAACAAAUAGAACACUGAUAAGGUUAAACUAAAGAAAAACCACAACAACAAUACGACAAAAAAAUUUAAAACAAGUAAACAAAAAAUACAAAACUAGCAUAAUACAACAUUUGUGCCAUCUAUGGACUUGCAGCAGUAUACCCUUAACAUGCAACAAUGUAAUGUGCCAAAACCUAUUAUAUAAAACCUAAAACUACAACAACUAAAAAAGUAAAAAAAGUAACGAAACCAAAGAUCUUAAACCAAAAUUAGUACAUAACACCAAAUCGAACCACCAAAAAUUAAAAAAAAAAAUAAAUAUAUAAAAAGAAGAGGAAGACAAAAAUCACCAAAAAUGUCGGGCAUAUUUCGUACGCAUUCAUUGAACAGCACCAGUCACUCAACGCCGCAGAAACGCUACUCCUUUGGCGCUUUUUGCACGAGUCCGAGCACACUGAAGGAUGUUACAAUGGAGCAUUCAUAUGGUGUUGGAUUUCCCUGUGUCAGCCUACAGGGCCACGGCACGACCUCGCCGCCGGUGCAGGGUCGCUCCGUGCGCGAAUUCGAAGAGCAAAUGGCAUCGCUGCGCAAAGAAAAUUUCAAUUUGAAGCUGCGUUUAUAUUUCCUCGAGGAGAGUGUGCCAGGUUAUCAUCAAGCGAAUGCCGAGGGUCAUGAUUCGCUUAUGAAGCAGCUGAUCGAAACAAAGGUUGAAAUUGAAAUUUUACGUAAGGAACUGGAGCAGAAACAGGAGUUAUUAAAGGAAGCUGCGCAAGCUAUGAAUCACAUGGAGGAUAUACAGAAAGAAACUGAGUCAAAGGGGCAGGCUUUUAUUGAAGAACUCAAGCAGAAGAUACAGUUUUUGGAGAUGGAACGCGACUUGGAUAAGACUCAACAAAGCGGUUUUAUGAACGAUUUGCUUGGACAUUCAGAGAUUUCGGAAAAUGUCAAUACUUUACAAAAAAUACGUGAACUUGAGGGCAUGGUCACACAGUCGGAGAGCAAAAUAAUGGCAAUGCAAACACAGAAUAACAAGUUCGAAGAGCUGCUUGCGAAGCGUGAUGAGACAAUCAAGGAAUAUGAGGAGAAAGUGAAGGAAUUGGCUUUCCAAAAUGCUGAACUCUUGGAGAUGAUGGAGAACAAGGAAAAGGAUAUGGCCAAUAUUGAGCUUAAUUUGAAAAGUCUACGUCUGUGUAAUGCCGAUCUGAAGGAAGAUAAUAGCAACUUAAUUGAAGCUUUGAAGUCCACACAAGAUAAUUUCCAUAAAGAGUUUUCAAAUAUGAAAGUAUGCGAAAAGCGCAUGCGCGAACAGCAGGAUGCAUUGAGCCAAAUGCAACGCGACUUGAAGGAGAAGAAGAUCGCGUUGGCUGAUAAAUUGUGCGAGUUGGACGAUGCGCAACAGGAGUUGGUGAAGCUGCGCAAAAGCUAUGACACCGCUUGUCGUACGCUGCAACAGCUCUUGCAACGCGAGAAGCAGCAGCAACAAGAUGGCGUCAAUCGUGCCUUGAGCGACUCGGAGGCUUUACAAAAUCACUUGCAGAAAUGCGAUCAUGAGAAUACGAUCAAGAAUCUGGAAGCCGAAGUCAAGAAGAAGACUGCAGCCUUGCAGAAUCUCGUCAACAAUGAACUUUGGCAAAAGAAUCGCGAAAUCGAACGUCUCACAAAGUUGGUCAAUGCUAAUACGACGACGACAUCGCCACUCUCACCAACAGCCGCACGCAAAAAUCUUGAGUCCCUCCAAUUGCAGCAAUCAUUCACCGAAAGUGAUUACGCCAAAGCGCUGGAGCACAACAAGCUGCUACAACGUAAAGUGGAUGUGUUGAAUCAGCGUUUGAUCAGCGGACGUAGUAAUGAAGCGCUGAUCGAAGAAUUGCGCUUGGAAGCGCGCACAGCACGUGCCGAAGCCGACAAUGCAGAAACCUGUCGAGUCGCAUAUGCCAAAGUCUUCGGUGCGCUAUCGGAUCGUCUGUACGAGUUGGCCGGUUUCCUCAAUUCGCUUAUGAAGCACAAGGAGGUGUUGAGCUUCCUGUCAACGGAUCGCCGACGUGCCAUGCGCACGGCUGUCGACUGCAGUCUCGAUUUGUCGACAAGCAUACGUGAGACACUGACCACCGGCGAUCAAAGCUUUGAAGGUUUAAGCAAUUUAUCGCGCCUGCUAUUGGACGACGAUGAGCAUGACGUUGUUGGACUCACCAAUAAGACACUAAAUUCGCACGAACACUUGCGUGCGCGUCACUCCUUCGAUGUAUUGCGCUCGGAGAAUAAGGCAUUGCGUAAGAUAUUGGAUAGUCGCCGCAGUUGUGGCGGCACUGCGGACUAUGCGAAGGAUGCCAAAGACCGACGCUCAUUGCCACCAUUUUUGUUAGAUAAUCUGAGCGAAUCGGAGGCGUGGUCCGAACCAGAUCGUCAAGUGUCGAUGGCGCGCAUUGGACUGGAGGAGCACGGCGCUACAGCGACAAAUGUCUCAGUGAAGGACACGAUCAGCAAGCAAGCGCCAGCAACGGCCGACACGGACAGCGAGAGCGAAAGUGAUGCGUUGCAACAGAGCCGCACAACAAAACUGCGCAAUCAGGAGCGUAUUACGCAGCUGGAGAAGUUGAUAGCACAGCGUGAUGAGCGCAUCUUAAUGGUGCAGUUUCAAUUGGUCGAGGCUGACAACAAUCUGAAGAAAGAAUCUCUACGUGCCAUAACGCUGACGCAAGAAGUCGAACAGUUGCGUCAACGCAAUGAAGAAUUAAUCACCGAUCUGAUCGCGAUCGGCAGUGAGCCAUCCAAUGCUAGCAACGCAGCCAUCAACAGCUCGGUUAUACAGCGGCAGAUUGAUGAAAAAACGCGUGCCGUCGAACAACUGCAAGGGGAGCGUGAUCGUAUAGCGGUGGAGGCGCGACUCGCCGAAGUGCAAGUGGGCGCGCUGAAGGCCGACAUUGAAGACAUCAAGCAGAAGUAUGAAAUACAAUUGAAGUUGGCCAGCGAAAAGGAACGCCAACGCUUGGAUACGCUCAAGCAUGAAUUGGAGGAGCUCAUGCAACAACGCCUGAAGGAGCAGGAGCGUAUACACAAAGACACAUUGACGCGUGAAUGGAUUGCGCGCACCACUUACGAAGAGUGCAAAGCGCAACUAACCGAACUGCAAACACAAUACAUUGAGGCGCAACGCAACAUCGACUACCUGACGGAAAACGAGCAAGAACUCAAAGAAUCGCUGAUCACCAGCGAAAUGGAAGUGCGCAGCCUCAAAAAGCAAUUGGACGAAAGCGUGCUGCAAGCAUCCAAAUUUAUUACCGAACGCACAAAACUAUACAAUGAGAAGUUGCAAGUGGAGAAACGUUUAAUGGACUUGCAACAACAGCUGAGCUCAGCUGAAAGACAACACACGACAACAGCACAGCGUGUCAAAGAGCUGGAAGCGCUACAACAAACGCUGAACGAACAAUUGGCGCAAGCACAAUUAGCCUUGGCAGCUAAACGUCUUAAUGCCAGCGAUGCAUCUCAAUCGGGCUAUGCCUCGGACGAAGUGCAGAAGUCGAGUACGAAACGCGAAAGCAAUUCGUCGCCCGAUUUGGGUAUACACAGCGAUACGGGACGUGUGUCCAGCGUGGAAUUGUCCAAUCUGCAACGCUCGCUGCUAAAGACUGUGCCUAUGCCAAGCGGUGGUGAAAAGGUCACUCAGGAAGAUAUCAGAUACAGCAAACAGGAUAAGGGUAACAUCAACGCACUAGUGAGCAAGCGCCCACAACACAGUUCAUCCUCUGAUCUGGGUAUUGAGAGCGAUACGGGACGUACGUCCAGCAUGGAUAUCAAAAAUGAAUCCCCAACCCGCACAGAGACGGAUGACAGCAACACAGAAAAUAAGAUGAGUGUGGCGAACGUGAAUACGAGUGCUACCGCCACCGCUGGCGCCAACGCAGGCACCCACCCCAUACACGAUUGCAUUAAGGUAGAACAAGAAAAUGCCGAAUUGCGACGCAAACUCGUACAAACGAAGCGCGCAUUCGAAGAGACGUAUAAAAAAUUGCACAUUGCAAAUCAGCGUAAAGAAACCUUCCAGAAAGAGAUUAAAGAUCAAAUACUAAAAACGAAAAAUGUACUAAAAUAUGCGCGCCUACAUAUGGCUAAAGUGCAGCAACCUAAUGCACCGCAUCAUCAUGAAACCGAAGCACAUGAGCAAGAAACACAACACAAUCAACAACAGCAAAAACAACAUCAUCAUCAUCAACAACAACAACGUAAUGUAACAAAUGAUGGUGGCGCCAGCACGUCAAAAUCAAGUAGUGAUGCACCGCAUUAAUGUGCUAUUAUUGUUUUUGGAUGGUACAUCCAAAUACAUACGCACACACACACACUCACGCACAUACAAACAGCGAGAUUACUAAAUUUUAACGCCAAGUGAAUGUAACUAAUUGCACAUACAGUCAAUUAAUUGCAAUUGCACUCACUGCGCAUUAACCAUAUACACCUACACACAGACAAAUAUAUUUACAUGACAUACCUAUAUGCUAAUUUAGACAAAUAUUAGUUUAUUUAGCACUAAAUGCUUAGUUUUUAAGCUAAUUUUGUAGCAUUUAAGCACUUUACCCAUACAUACAUACAUACAUACAUAUUUAUAUAUAAGGAAGUUAUUUUUGUUAUUGUUUCAUUUUUGCUAUUCAACCUAUGCACAAUGUAUGUAUUUAUAAAAUUUGUUUGUAAGUUUUACUCGCGCCUAACUUUAAGUAAUUUAAUUAAUUAACUUCAUAUUUCCAUUAGCAUGACAUACACACUUAUAUAGACGUAUACAGCAUAUAUUAAUUAACAAAAUGUCCUAAGAAAAUUAGUUUAUAUUUAUAAUAUUAUUUUAGUAUAGUGAAGGCCUCAUAUUUCAUAUUUUUGCUUAAAUGUUUUAAGUUUUGCUUUGUUUAUUUGAAGAAAUCAGUUUGUUGCUUGAGAUUUUAUAAGAAAAAUAAUUUAAUUUAAUAAAAAAAAUCAACGCUGUUUUUGAAACAUUUUGGUUUUUAAGUAAAUGAAGCCCAGUAGUGUUUACAAAAAUCCAAAUUUUAUUUUUAUUUAUCUUAAUAAUUUUUUUUUAAUAACUAACAGCAAAAAAUAAUGUUCAUUUAUUCUUUAAAUGUUUUAUAUGGAACCAUCAAAAAUCAUUUUUUUUUUUAUUUAUUUUAAAGUUUUUUCUUUUUUAAUAACUAACAUCAGAAAAUAACUAAAAAAAACAUUUUUUUUCUUUAAAUGUUUUAUCCAUAACCAUCAAUAAAACGUUUAUUUGUUUAGAAAACAUUUAAUUUUUAACCUUUUCUCCUUAUACACACCCAAAAAAAAUCAGAAAAAACGCUACGAGUCCUCACAAAACUGACCAGAAAUCCUAACGAGUGCCAUUUUCACCGUUAACUGGAAAAAUAACGCGCCAUAUUUUGAAAUCACUUAUUGAAAUAUAAAUAACUUUUAAAUAAGAAUAAUAAUAUUAAUACAAAAAAGUAAUAAUAAUAUUAAUAGACAAAAAGAUGAACACAAACAAUUUAAUAAAGCAUAUAUCCUAAUUUAUAAUGCCAUUAAUUUAGUCUAUUAAUUAGCAUGUAUGGUACUAUGUAAUUUAUACUUUACAGAUGCAUAUAGCUAUAAUUUUAAUUUGUUAGUGUAUAAAACUAAUAUUUUAAGUAUGUUAAUAAUCCCUGCUAAAAGACUUAAAUACUAGUAAAUAAAAAAAUAUUUGUUUUAAUGGAAAAAACUUGGCUUGAAGCAAAUUUUAUUAAACAAUUUUAUU
Messenger RNA from Bactrocera dorsalis (oriental fruit fly), 6578 nucleotides. It is a transcript of the gene cnn, whose product is annotated as centrosomin. The record is from RefSeq and is a predicted model, not a curated record. The transcript is spliced from 12 exons. NCBI's taxonomy places the organism in Eukaryota, Metazoa, Arthropoda, Insecta, Diptera, Tephritidae. The coding region runs from base 1188 to 5117 and encodes 1309 amino acids. Gene Ontology annotation, cellular component: microtubule plus-end; mitotic spindle pole; microtubule organizing center. Gene Ontology annotation, molecular function: protein kinase binding; calmodulin binding; microtubule binding. Gene Ontology annotation, biological process: negative regulation of centriole replication; microtubule bundle formation; regulation of mitotic cell cycle spindle assembly checkpoint.